This is a messenger RNA of Melospiza georgiana, 5351 nucleotides long. RefSeq names its product G protein subunit alpha o1 (gene GNAO1). The record is from RefSeq and is a predicted model, not a curated record. The transcript has 8 exons. Bases 445 to 1509 code for a protein of 354 amino acids. Gene Ontology annotation, biological process: G protein-coupled dopamine receptor signaling pathway; adenylate cyclase-modulating G protein-coupled receptor signaling pathway. NCBI's taxonomy places the organism in Eukaryota, Metazoa, Chordata, Aves, Passeriformes, Passerellidae. Gene Ontology annotation, molecular function: GTPase activity; G-protein beta/gamma-subunit complex binding; G protein-coupled serotonin receptor binding. Gene Ontology annotation, cellular component: heterotrimeric G-protein complex.
CCUCCCUCCCGCCCGCCCGCCCGCCGCCGCUCCCGCGCCUCCAUUCGGCUCCGCCGCCGCCCGCCGAGGAGGGGACAGCGACAGUCGGGAGCACGGGAGAGGGACGCACCCUCCCCCGCCGCCAACCCGUUUCCUCCUCCUUCUCCUCCUCCCCCGCCUCCGCCUCCGCCUCCCGGCCGGGAAGAGCUCGCCGUGCCCGCUGCAGCCCCGCUGGAUGCACUGAGCGCUCGGGCGCGGGGAGAGAGGGGCAGGAGGGAGCCGGGAGCCCCGCCGCGGAGGCGCUGUGCUACCCGGAGCCUCACGGCCAUUUGCUUUAAUUCUUUUAUUGCCCCCCGGCCGCCUCCUCCUUUCUGCCCGCGGGAGCCAGUCGAGGCGGCGGGGGCUGCAUCCCCCCUCCCCCCUUUUUUUUUUUUUUCAUUUUUUUUUUAAAUUUUCAUCGCCGCCAUGGGAUGUACCCUGAGUGCUGAGGAAAGAGCCGCCCUGGAGCGGAGCAAGGCCAUCGAGAAGAACCUGAAGGAGGACGGGAUCAGCGCGGCCAAAGACGUGAAACUACUCCUGCUCGGAGCCGGGGAGUCGGGAAAAAGCACCAUCGUGAAGCAAAUGAAGAUCAUCCAUGAGGAUGGCUUCUCUGGAGAAGAUGUGAAGCAGUACAAGCCAGUGGUCUACAGCAACACUAUCCAGUCCCUGGCAGCCAUCGUCCGUGCCAUGGACACCCUGGGCAUCGAGUACGGCGACAAGGAGCGACGGGCUGAUGCCAAGAUGGUCUGCGAUGUCGUAAGUCGGAUGGAGGACACAGAGCCCUUCUCCCCAGAGCUGCUGUCAGCUAUGAUGAGGCUCUGGGCAGACUCUGGGAUCCAGGAAUGCUUCAACCGGUCCCGGGAAUAUCAGCUCAACGACUCAGCCCAGUACUACCUAGACAGCUUAGAUCGAAUUGGAGCUGCAGACUACCAGCCUACGGAGCAGGAUAUCCUCCGAACCAGGGUCAAAACAACUGGCAUCGUAGAAACCCAUUUCACAUUCAAAAACCUCCACUUCAGGCUCUUCGAUGUCGGGGGCCAGCGGUCAGAGCGCAAGAAGUGGAUCCACUGCUUUGAGGACGUCACAGCGAUCAUCUUCUGCGUGGCGCUCAGUGGCUACGACCAGGUGCUCCAUGAAGACGAAACCACGAACCGCAUGCACGAGUCUCUGAAGCUUUUUGACAGCAUCUGCAACAACAAGUGGUUCACAGAUACAUCUAUCAUCCUGUUUCUAAACAAGAAGGACAUAUUUGAGGAAAAAAUUAAGAAAUCUCCACUGAGUAUCUGCUUUCCUGAGUACACAGGCCCCAACGCUUUCACGGAGGGGGUGGCGUACAUCCAGAGCCAGUACGAGAGCAAGAACAAGUCGGCCAACAAGGAGAUCUACACUCACAUCACCUGCGCCACCGACACCAACAACAUCCAGUUCGUGUUCGACGCCGUCACGGACGUCAUCAUCGCCAACAACCUGCGGGGGUGUGGACUCUACUGAAGGCCCUCCUCCUCCUCCUCCUUCUUCCUCCUCCUCCUCCUCCUCCUCCUCUCCUGGCACCGCCCGGAGCAUCCUCCGCUCCCGCGGACAGGUCCUCCCUUUCCUUGGUUUUUCCUCCUCAGAAGAUGACAAGGAAGAAAUGCAUAAUUCCCUCCUCUUGUCCCAGAAAACUCUGCAGCAGCAAGUUCUACUUUCCCCAGACCCAUUUUAUUUUAUUUUGGUUCAUUUUUUGGUUCAUUCCCUUGCUGCCCCAUUCUACUCCUCCGUUCCAAUUCACAGUGUUGUGCAGGGAGCUAACGCAUUUCCCACGAAGUGCAUUUCAACUGCCAAAAGACAAAAAUACUUCAGUUUUAAAGAGAGAAAAAAAAAUCAAAGCCUUAAAAUACUGGUCAGGAACAGUGUAGUUUGGAACCAAAAUUUCUAUUUUGCCUUGAAAAUUAAGGGAUAUUGUUCAUUCUCCUGGUUAUUUGCCUUUUUUAAAAAAUGCAACUCCUUUGGGAAGUGCUAAAUACAACCUGACCAUUUUGAGGGUACCUUACAGCUCCAGUUCUGACCCCUGAGCUGGAGGGUUUGGUGUUAAAUGCAGCUACCAUAGCUUGGAUUUGUACAUUCUCCUUUUUUCCAGACAGCUAUUUGAACAAGUAAAACAGCCAUAUUGAGUUCUGCUGGUGUCUGAGUAACAGGGACACAGUAACAAAGCCUACUAAGCCUUGUCUAAAAGCAUUCAUUACUGGUAGCAGUUUUACCUCAAGUUUUUCAAAAUUAAUGAUAAAAUUUAUCUAGUGGUUGCUGUAACCCAUUUCUGAGGCACUUCCAUGGGGGCCAUGGAGGCACUGAGCUGGGAUCUCUGGAAUGUAGGCAGUGAAGAUGCCCCAGGAAUGGUUUCCUGAUGGAGACUCAACACUCAGCGGCAUCCUGACAAGGAAUCCAGCCUGGGGACCUUUCCCACAGCACCUCCCAGCCUUAGUGAUUCAGCAGAGGUGGUGCUCCUGCAAACACACAGCAUCACUUUCCAAACUUCAGCCUUGAAAUGCUGAGAAAUAAAAAAUAUUUAGCCCUGUCUUCUUGUAGGGAGAGUCUGAACAUCAAGUGCCUGAGAUGGGAAAGGUGCUCUGAGAAACCUCCCCAUGCUUGGGCAGCAGCAAAGUGUGCAAGAACCUCGUGGCCCUUCACUGCCCCUUGGGCAUCUGAACCCCUUGAGAAGCACAACCAGGUACUCUGAGCCUCCUUGGCUGAGCACAAGCCAGUGGCUUUCCUGUGUCACCUCCUGCCUGAGUGUCCCAGAGACAGCUCCAGGGUUGGUGUCUCUGGUCAGGGCAUCUCUACCAGGAUUGAGAUGGAUGGUUAACACUGGCAAAGGACAGCAAGUGAUGGAGUAGGAAGGAAAAGUGCAAGGGAAGGAAGAAGGAAGGGGAGGAGUGAGAAGGAUGAGGGUAGCACCCAGCACAGCAAAACUGGGGGCUCAGAGAGGACAAAUGCAGGUGGGCUGAGGUAUGUGUGGCCACCACCAAGAACUCUGGGUGCUGCUGAGUCAAAGGCAGAAGGGAGUGUGAGAAGUGGGGUGUCACCUCUAGGGACAUGCAGGGACUCUUAGAAGUCCACUCCAAAAGCUUGUUAGUUGCCUGAGUGAGACAACCACCUCUGAGGUCCCACUCAGGGCCCACCUCACCUGGGGGCAGGUGGGCAGUGUUGAUCCAUCCCUGCCUCUUCUCUGCCUCUCUUAGAAGUCCAUUAUCUUGAAAAACAUGAAUCUUUGCAGGCUGGCCAGAAGUUCAACUGUUCUCUCUUGGGAGCCUGAGCUAGGAGUGGCUUUCAGGUCUCAGGAGGUCUCCUCAGGGCUGUGGUUGAGAGGGACAAUAUCUCUUCUCACUGUGCUCAUUUAGGAGAGAGGCUGUGAGAGCAGCCCCGAGCAGCACAGCCCGAAGGGAAGGGGCCAGGUGAGAGUCAGUGUGCAGGAGGCAGUGACAGGAACACAUAUGGUGGCACAGCAGGGAGAGGACAGGGGGAGAGGCUUAGGGAUGUUUUGAGAGACAAGCUGCACAAGAGAGAUGAGGCAGCUUGAGACAGCAGGAAGGAUGGGAAGAGAAGGGCACCUGGAAGCCAGAGCAGAGUCCCCGUCAGGGGCUGUGCUCUGCCAGAACAGUAUUUGUGGGACAUUUGUGACAAAUCCCCAGCCAGGGAUGUGAGCAAGCAGGGAAGGCCUGCAGAGGAAAAUGAGGUGUCUGUCACCCAUCCAGCCAGCUACAGCCCAGCAUGGCAGGUAACUGCCAGUAACCCCUAGAGAGCAUUAAAUGAUGCAUUUGCUAUUGUGCAGCAAGGACCUGCUGCUGCUCUGCUGGGCACUAACAGCAAUAACACAACUCCCUGCCUCCCCUGCUCCGGCACAAGCCAGCACCCACCUUUCUCUUCACCAUCUCAGCCUUAAAAUGCCUCCAAUGACAUCAGCUCCUGCAAAGAGCUGGCUAAAACCAGGAGCUCCUCCCUGCUCCUCUCAUGCCACAGCCCACCCACACAUCUGUCUGAGCCCCAGCAGGAACAUCCAGCAUCCACGUGGGUGUUGUGUCAAAUCAGGGCAGAAAAACCACACAUUGGUUACAUUUGGUACCUACACUGUGUAACCACUGGGCCCGGAGUGAUGAUGGCUGGUGCUAGCAGGGAUGCAGGUCUUUUAUUAAGCUCUAUAAGAAGAGUUUGAUCAGAAGCACUGGAGUUUUGGAGAUGUUCUGUUCCCACCCCUUGCUGUGAAUGAUGUUUUAGCCAAGCAAAUAAGUAACAGAAGCCGUUCCCAGGGAAGGCAGCACCACACCAAGACUUUGUGACCUCCCAGCAUAAAGCACACAGGAAUAUUUUGGUAAAGACAAUUUAAAUUAACUUUUAACUCUGCCAAAUGCAGUCAAGUAGCCAGUGCUGGCUCAGUGCACUUUUACUGCUCCCCAGGCUGGAUUCAGAUAACCCAUUCCCAGCUUUGGGAGGUCCAAGCCCCCUCUGCUGCCCCAGCAGGUCCCUGCCACAUUGAUGACCAUCAACAGCUGGUGCCCCAUGGGGAGAAAAGGGAGAAAAAGCAGAGGAAAUGUUGCCACAAAGAGCCUCUUCUUUCAUUUUCUUUGGCACAUUGUGUGUCUAAAGCUUCAUCUCAGCUGCGGCUGCUGACAUUCCCUCCCUCACACGAGUGUCAUGAGGAUUCACUGACAAAUGCUGGAAGCAGCCUUUGGAAGAUGAAAUGCUUCCAGUGUUAAACACUACUAUUUCUCCUGCUUGAUGGCCGUGUAUAGAUCUUUGUCUGCAGAGCGCCUGCCAAAUCAUUACUCAUUGCUGGCUUCUGCAUCCUCUGAAGCCCUUCCUGACAGAUGUGCCUUCUGCAGGCAAUCUUCUGCCCCAUGCUUUUUCUAAACACCAGCAAUUCUUGCAGCAGUUGCCUAAAAAGUACCUUUAAAUGCAUAGCCUGCUUUCAAAAGCCUUUUCUUAACAGCCCCUUGUGCUUUGCAAUUGCUGUGCUCUGAAUCCAGACCCUUGCAGGUCCAGAGCUGUGUUUGUUUGCAGUCUCCACAUAGCAGGGACAGUGCAACUGGUACAGCUGCAUCAGAAAAUCAGAAAUCCUACCAGGGCAUGGAGGAUAGAUUUUAAAAGCACAAAAUGGAAACAGCUAUGUAUACACCCUGCUGCCCUUCAAAGCUAAUGUGGGAAUUUGCAAAAAAAAAAAAAAAAAAAAAAAAAAAAACCUGUUUGGGAUGCAGAAGGUUUUUAAUGACUCAGGUCACUGUUCCAGCAGCAGAAGCAUCCAAAGGGUGUCAGCAUUGAAAGCAGCAUUAGCAACUCGUGAUGAGCUUCAGACAGCAGCAAAA